This is a messenger RNA of Nymphaea colorata (pocket water lily), 1612 nucleotides long. Its product is annotated as probable mitochondrial import inner membrane translocase subunit TIM21. Lineage: Eukaryota; Viridiplantae; Streptophyta; Magnoliopsida; Nymphaeales; Nymphaeaceae. The transcript has 8 exons. The coding region runs from base 302 to 1243 and encodes 313 amino acids. Gene Ontology annotation, biological process: protein import into mitochondrial matrix. The record is from RefSeq and is a predicted model, not a curated record. Gene Ontology annotation, cellular component: TIM23 mitochondrial import inner membrane translocase complex.
GUUCCUCUUGCCUUUCUGUUUCUUCAUUACAAUCACCACCGGUCAUCAUCUUCUGCCCCUCUUAUGCUUUAACGUCCGGGCAAUUUUGCAGCCAAGAAAAUCUGUAAUCGGUUUCGCUGAGGAAUUUAAGCAUGGGUGUUUCUGGUGCUUUCAGUUUUGUUGGUGUUCGCAUUUUGAUCUAAUAAGGGUUUAAGGUGGUCUAUGGUACUGCUGAAUAAUGUGACUGGUGUGCUUGGUUCAGGUUUUGAGUUUGUUCAAGGAGUAUCAAGCAUCACAACUUAGUUUCUUGGUGCUGAUCAAUAUGCACCAACUUAGGAAUAGAGCGGGAGAAUUAACGGUCUUGGUUAGAAGCAGUCCGGCUGGCCUCAUUCAAUAUCGAUCUUUGGGAAGGUCGUGUUCCCAACUCGGGUUGUUACAGGAGAGCUCUUACGCGUGUGCGGGUUCCAAUGCUUCGGUGCUCAAGCAGUCUGUGUUGCCAGCAGGGGAUCGUUUUGAGGUAACCAUCAAUGCUGGUGGUGUGGGUCAGUUCGACGCUGGCAGCAGCUGUUGGAGAAAGAUUUCGGCAACAGGGAAUGGUUCGGGCUUACUUUCUAAAGCAAGCUAUGUGCAAUCCCCUGUGAAUUGGCAUACUUCAAGUUGUUUUAGUAUACGAGGAAAGUAUUGGACGGUUCCUUGUUUUGCACGGACAAUUGCAUCCAAUUCAACUUCACAAUCAUCUAGGCAAAACGUGGAUGAGAAGAGAAAAGACAUAUCUACUGUCGAAGACCCUUUUGAUGCUCCAACUUAUAACAUUCCCGAGAAACCAGUUACUUUUACAGAAGGUGCUUCGUACAGCCUUGUAAUUCUUGCUGGGCUUGGUGUAGCAGGAGCUGCUGGCUAUGCAGUAUUCAAGGAGCUUAUUUUUGAGCCCAAAGAGUAUAAAAUUUUUGGGAAGGCACUUGAGAGAAUUCAGAAUGACAGUCAGGUUAGAGUCAGAAUUGGCUCUCCAAUCACUGGCUACGGUCAGGAAAGCAGGAAUCGAGCUGCCCGACAACGUAUUCCAAAUAGAGCAUGGACUGAUGAAGAUGGUGUUGAGCAUAUGGAGGUCAAUUUCUACAUCCGUGGACCUCAUGGAGCUGGCAAGGUCUUCGCUGAAAUGUUCAAAGAUAAAACUGAUAAGAGCUGGAAGUUUACAUAUCUGAUUGUUGAGAUUACAUCUCCUACACGCACCCAGUUGAUGCUCGAGUCCUAUGUUCCAGCAUAAGUUGAAGGCCAACAACCGUUUGCAGGACGUGCUGUGCUGCUAAUCGCUUUAUUCAAACUAAUGUUGUCUCUGCACUCUUCUGCAGCAGAAAUUCAGGAAUAAGAUUCUUUAUUGCGCUCUUGCAGCUGUUUGGCUGUAUGUUGUCAAGAGGUAGAAGGAUUUGAUGCCAAUCGUGUUGGUAACAAGUCUUGAAAAAGAAGGUUGAGGACGUCCAACAUGGUUCAGCUUGGCUUGUCAGGCAAGUCCUAAAUGAGCAUUAUCAUCACUAUUUUUUUUUGCGCUGCUUUUCUUUGAAAUGGAAAAUAUGGUUGCAUGAAGAGGUGUUUUGAUUUUGUAUUCCUAAUAGAGUAAACCAGACAUUAUAGACCA